Molecule: messenger RNA, 2476 nt
Organism: Brassica oleracea var. oleracea
Lineage: Eukaryota; Viridiplantae; Streptophyta; Magnoliopsida; Brassicales; Brassicaceae
Product: pentatricopeptide repeat-containing protein At1g71420
Exons: 1
Coding region: 149-2395 (748 amino acids)
Biological process (GO): RNA modification
Molecular function (GO): RNA binding; protein binding; zinc ion binding
Source: RefSeq, a predicted model, not a curated record
UUUAACAGUUAGUCAAAACGGGCACGUCGACGGGUCGGACUAUUUGGCUUUCCCGGUAGGAACGACUUCGCCGGAGCUCCGAUCAUCUUCCUCCUCUAUUGCUUAACAUACAUUUAUCAUGUUUCCGUGAGAGAAUCUUGGGACGUCGAUGAUUGCAAGUGUAUCCCAAAUCUCUUUCGGGAGCUUAAAGCGCUUUAUCUCUGCUUCACCUUCUCCACUGAAUCACGAGCUCGUUGAAAGACUGCGUACGUUAGUAAGGUCUAACGAUCUCCAGCGAGCUUUCUCAUUGUUCUAUUCUGCGCCUCUCGAGCUUCAGUCCCACCAAGCUUACGGCGCUCUGUUCCAAGCAUGUGCAGAGCAACGCAAUCUCCGUCACGGCGUUACCUUACACCACCACAUGCUCUCGCAUCCCUGUUCGUAUUCGCAAGAUCUUUUCCUCGCGAACCAUCUCAUCACUAUGUACACGAAAUGCGGGAAAGUAUUAUACGCGCGUAAGGUGUUCGAUGAAAUGUCUGAGAGGAACGUGGUUUCGUGGACUUCGUUGAUUACAGGGUAUGCAAAGGAAGGGGACGAGCAAGAAGAAGGGUUUAGUCUCUUCUCUGAUAUGUUAUCCCACUGUUUACCUAACGAGUUUGCGGUGUCGAGCGUGCUGACUUCGUGCCGGUACGAGGCUGGAAAGCAGGUACACGGACUUGCUUUGAAGCUGGGUUUGCAUUGUUCGGUUUACGUGGCGAAUGCGCUUAUCUCUAUGUACGGUAGGUGUGGUCGUGACGGCGCAGCUGGAUACGAGGCUUGGACUGUGUUUGAGGCCAUGGAGUUUAAGAAUUUGGUUGCUUGGAACUCGAUGAUUGCAGCUUUUCAGUGCUGCAAUCUCGGGAAAGAGUCUGUUGGUGUUUUUAUGCAGAUGCGUAGUGAAGGAGUGGGGUUUGAUCGCGCCACAUUGCUUAAUGUAUGUUCUUCUUUGUAUAAAUGCUCUGACUUGGUUCCUGAUGAGGUUUCGAAGUGUUGCCUUCAGCUGCAUUGUCUGAGUGUGAAGUCCGGGUUUGUGACUCAGGCUGAAGUGGCUACUGCAUUGGUUAAAGUUUAUUCGGAAGUUUUAGGAGAGUUUAGUGAUUGCUACAAGCUUUUUAUGGAAAUGAGUCAUUGUAGAGAUAUUGUUGCUUGGACUGGGAUUAUAACAGCGUUUGCAGUGUAUGAUCCAGAGAUGGCUAUUCAUCUCUUUGGUCAGUUGCGUCAGGAGAAGCUGAGUCCUGACUGGUAUACUUUCUCAAGUGUAUUAAAAGCUUGCGCGGGACUUGUCACUGCUCGACAGGCUUUGACUAUACACGCUCAGGUCAUUAAAGGUGGUUUUGGUGCGGACACAGUGCUGAACAACUCUUUAAUCCAUGCUUAUGCUAAAUGUGGCUCUCUUGACUUGUGCAAACGUGUGUUUGACGAUAUGGAUUCGAGGGAUGUUGUGUCCUGGAACUCAAUGCUCAAAGCUUACUCGCUGCACGGACAAGUAGACUCGAUUCUACCAGUCUUUCAGCAAAUGGACAUCAAGCCCGAUUCAGCGACUUUUAUAGCCCUUCUCUCGGCUUGCAGCCACGCUGGACGAGUAGAAGAAGGAAUGAAAAUAUUCAGAUCCAUGUUUGAGGAACCUGAAACUCUUCCUCAGCUAAAUCACUACGCUUGUGUGAUCGACAUGCUGGGUCGAGCUGAGCGUUUUACGGAUGCAGAGGAAGUUAUCAAGCAGAUGCCAAUGGUCCCAGACGCCGUAGUUUGGAGCGCGCUACUGGGUUCGUGUAGGAAACAUGGUAACACACAUUUAGGUAAGUUAGCGGCAGAUAAACUGAAAGAGCUAGAACCAACAAACUCGUUGAGUUACAUCCAGAUGUCAAACAUAUACAGUGCAGAAGGUAGCUUCAACGAAGCCGGUAAAAGCAGAAAGGAGAUGGAAACAUGGAGAGUGAAGAAAGAACCAGGCUUGAGCUGGACUGAGAUAGGAAACAAAGUUCACGAAUUCGCGUCUGGAGGACGCCGCCGCGCAGACAGGGAAGCCAUAUACAAGGAACUCGAGAGGCUUAUUGGUCGGUUAAAGGAGAUGGGUUACGUCCCAGAGAUGAGGUCAGCGUUACAAGAUAUAGAAGAGGAAGAACAGAAGGAAGAGCAUUUGUUGCAUCACAGCGAGAAAUUAGCAUUAGCUUUUGCUGUGAUGGAGGGAAGAAGAAGAUCACACGAUGGUGGUGUUGCUGUGAAUGUGAUACAGAUAAUGAAGAACAUAAGGAUAUGCAUUGAUUGCCAUAACUUCAUGAAACUGGCGUCUAAGCUUUUGGGGAAAGAGAUUCUUGUGAGAGACUCGAAUCGGUUUCACCAUUUUAAAGAUUCUUCCUGCUCUUGUAACGACUACUGGUAAUCGCCGACAUUGAGACAUAAUGUUACUUCUAUCUCAAGACAAGGACAAGGACAAGGACUGGUCUGGAAAUAAAUAAAAUUA